AUGAGUAGCCCACCUAGCCUCCAGGGACUGAGGGGGAGCAGCACGGGCCAAGAGAUGCGGAACAAGACCCAGAUCCCGCGGUCACACAUCAGCGACGCCAACGCCAACCAGCCAUGCCUGCCGGGGGGCCAGGGAGAGCGAGGGGUCCUGGGGGAGGACGGCUACCCCACCAGGAGCCAACAGAACCUUAUCCCCCACGGUGAGGCCCAACAGGGGGUCCAGCUGUCCCAGUACCGGUACCCAAUGACCAAGGACGAGCAGGAAGGGGACCAGGACUUUGACGACGGGGGGAGUUUAAGAGACGGAAAAGACGAAGAAGGGCCGAUGUCCAUAUCCUCCAGCUCCACCGCCAGCUCAGCCUCGCUCUGCGGGAAGAGGAACGACAACGAGGGUGACCAGGGCGGAGGGUCGCGUCACGAACGACGGACCCAGGGAAGGCACACCAGCCACAGCUCUGAAGAGCUUGACGCGUGCGCGGACAGCCCGGGGGAGAGGGGGGAGGUGACGCCUGCGAGCCGAGGCAGGGAGCGGGAGAGGCGGAGGCAGGGAAGUCUCAAGGAGUCCAAGUCCGAGACCAACGUGUUCGCCUCCAGCUGUCUGACGGCCGUCUCUCUGAGUGGAAGUCUGGCCAGUGCGCUGGAUAUCAGUGGCGUGGCGCCGCUCCCUCCUCCCAACUCCAACACCAGCUACCAGCCCAGCACAUAUAACGCUACCUCAGCUCAGACCCGGAGGAGGGCGCCCGCUGUCGAUUCCAACCAGAACUCCUCUCCAGCCCCGCUGCACCAGGGACAGGAGGAUCUGCAGGGUCACCACCUCAACCAGGGCUGGAGGCAGGAGGACGGGUGUCGCUAUGGGAACGGACUCUCAUCCUCCGACGCAAGACUGGGCCUCCGGAGGAAGGGCGGUUUCGAGGAGAGGGUGUUACCGCCUCGGCGGCAGCAGUUAGUCCGUCCGCUCUGUCAGAGCGAGACAGGGAGGGGGUGGGGCUUAGCCGAGCCAAUUGCCACAGCUGCGCAGAGGGAGCCUGAGCAGGCGGAUUGUCAGAGUCAGGGGACCAACAAGAGGUUCCUGAAAUCAGCCUUACGCGAACCCUCAGACGUCUCUCACCUGUACAACCUCCAGAUGCUCUCUCAACGGAGACAGUCCAGAGAGCUACCCUCCAUCGAGGCCCAGUCUCUGGACAGACAUCCGUCCACCGCGAGGCGUACCUCCAGCCCUUCCAAACCGCCUCCCAGCGUAGAGAACAGAGCUCAGGCCCAACUCACGUACAGGAGGAACUGCUCCAGCCCCAACAGGUCCACGAUCGGAGCCAGGACGUCCACGCCGCCUCACUCUCCUCUCAGGACUCCCCAGGGAUCUCCACGCAGGCAGCCCUCCAUGUUCCUCGUCUCCAGGACUGCCUCAGGGCCUCGACACCCCCAGCCCCCUCCUGGGACCAACCCUGCUGUCGAGGCGUCGUCUCAGGGUACCAACACCGGGGGUCUGAGACCCCCGGUUAAAACCAACAUCAGCACAAGUGGAAUCCCCAAAGCGCCUUCCAACCACCACCAGCAUCAGCAGCAGCAGAGCUCCCCGAACCGUUACCCCCACACAAACCCCAGAGAGACCUCCCCGUCCCCCAAGGGGAACCUGAAACCCAAGGGCGUGCGUCCCAAGAUCAUCACCUCCGUGCGCAAGAGUCCCCAGAUCAGGGCUCAGGCGGUCGACGGGUCUUACCAGGUGUCCUCUCUACCCUCCAGGCUCACCGCGUACUCCCACACCCAGACCAGCCCCCCCGAGGCCCCCCAGCGAGACUCCCCCCCGGACGCCGCCUCCGGGGUCAGGGGCCCGGCGGUCUUCAGCGCCUCCAACCUCCUCUACGAGAGGUACCGCCAGGAGGUCCAGUCCAACAUGUUCCCUCCACAGGGAGCCAUGAGAGGCGGAGCGAGGGCUCCCCCCGGUCACACGCACACUCUGCCCACCACGCACACUCUGGCGGGGCCGCACGGACACCCCCAUAGUCACACGGCGCCGCCCAAGCUGGCCGGCAAGGGAGACCACUUUUACGGGACAUCGAGUGACAAGAGUGCCCCCCCAGAGAUGGGCAGACCCGCCAGCUUUGGAGGACUCUCCAGCGAUGACGCCAAGAUGGCCGCCCAGGUGGGAGGAACAGGAAGUCUGCUGCGCUCAGGGAGGGGCCUCCGACUGGGCUUGGGAGCCGUUGCCAGGACAACCACUGGCUCAGUCAAGGGAAGGGGGCCUGCACAGGCUCAAAGGUCAAGUCUAGUCUUCAGCCAAUCGGUGCAGGCUAUGAGUCGCGUGGGCAGUCAAAAAAGCCAAGAAGAGGACCAGAGUGCCGCUGCCCCGACGACCCACCCUGCCCCAGCCCCGGCUCCAGCCAACCCCCAGCUUCAGACCCAGCUCCAGACCCAGCUCCAGACCCAGCUCCAGACCCAGCUCCAGACCCAGCUCCAGACCCAGACCCAGCUCCAGACACAGACUCAGCCCCAGCCCCCGAUCCAGAUCCAGACCCAGCUCCAGACCCAGCUCCAGACCCAGCUCCAGACCCAGGCCUCCAGCAGGUCUCUGCAGCCCAGGGCCAGCCACUCAGGCCUGCGCGCCCCUGGGUUCACCUCUAACGUGCGGCUGGGCCCCGCGGGCCGGCUAGGGACCUUUGGCUUCGCAAGGAGCUCCAGUGUGUCGUCUGCGUCCUCGGCCCACUCGGCUGACAGCGCCAACAGCGCCCCCUCCAGGGCCACCCCACGACUCAGUGUGAGUGAGGACCCUCCCGUACAGAGGGGUCCAGCAGCGGCGGCAGCAGCACAGCAGCAGAGCGAGGUCGGCAGUGGGGGUCCCCGCCUCAACAGCAGCAGUAGCAUCCAGCCCCCGUCCACCCCAGCCCUGCACCGCCGCUACCUGCCUGCCCAGCCCCGCAGCUCCCCUGCAGUUGGCAGGAAGGAGUUUCAGUGGAGUUCAGAGGUCACCCGCUCCCUUCCUUCGUCUCCCAAGAGGUUAGCUGUGGUCCCGCCCAAACCCCAAUCACCAGUCCAGGCCCGCCAGCGCCCAGCGGCCGCCAUCAGGGGGUCGGUGCCCCCCGGCUCCCCUCGCCGCGUCGCCCCCUUCAGACCCCAGCAGGAGCAGCAGGAGAACCUGCAGCGAGAGAAGGAGGAGGCGCAGCGAAGGCAGAGGGAGAAGGAGGUGGAGGAGAGGGAGAAGAAGGAGCAGAGGGAGGAGGUCCAGAGGCUGCAGGGCCGCUAUGAGCAGCAGGAGAGGCAGCUGUCGGCUCUGAGGGAGGAGUUGAAGAAGACCACCCUGGGGCUGCAGGCCUUCAUCGUCACCACACAGCACUACUGCCUGAAGACGGACCACGCAGAGGAGAAAGAAAAGGAACUCUGUUUGGAGGUGCAGAGGAUCAAAGAGGAACUUGCAUGCAACUGGGCGCGCUGGCAGCGGCUGCAGUGCGAGAAGACUGCGUUGGAGGUGGCCUUCGAGCGGGAGCUGCAGGAGGUGCAGAGGCAGCAGGAGCAGGAGCUGGCGGCGGUGGAGCUGGGCCUGAGGAGGUGCCACGCGGCGGAGACGGAGACCCUGAAGGAGGAGCAGCGGUCCGUGGUGCAGGAGCUCCGCGCUCAGCAGCAGGAGCAGAUGGAGGAAAUGACCGUUAAUCACCAGGCAGCCACCCUGGAACUGCGUGACAUGCAUAAUGUCACCAUGGCAACGCUUCACGAGGAGCACGCCCACACAAUAAAAGAUCUGAGAAAAGCCCACGAGCAGCAGAAGAUGAUGUUAGAACAAGACUUUGAAAUACUCAGACUGUCUCUCCAGGACCAGGUGGACACCCUGACCUUCCAGAGUCAGAGUCUGAGGGAGAAGGCCCAGCGCUUUGAGGAGGCCCUUAGAAGGAGCACUGAUGAGCAGAUUGUGGAGGCCUUGGCUCCUUAUCAACAUAUCGAGGAAGACCUGCGGAGCCUGAAGGAGGUGGUGGAGAUGAAGAACCAGCAGAUCCACCAGCAGGAGCAGAAGAUCUCUGACCUGGAGAAGGUGGCCCAGAAGAACGUGUUCCUGGAGGACAAGGUGCAGGUGCUGCAGCAGCAGAACGAGGACCUGAAGGCCCGCAUCGACAACAACCUCUCUCUGUCCAGGCAGCUGUCGGAGGAGAACGCCAACCUGCACGAGACGGUGGAGAAGGAGAGCACGGAGAAGAAGCGCCUGAGCCGCAACAACGACGAGCUGCUGUGGCGCCUGCAGACCAGCCCGCUGGCGUCGCCCGGCUCCUCCCCCCUCCACCGCUCCUUCUCCACCUCCCCCGCCCCCUCCUCCCCCUUCCUCGUCUCCUCCCCCUUCCUCUCCUCCUGCGACUCCCCCACUCACUGUCACGGCUGCCCGCAGUCCGCGCACCCCGCGCAGUACUACGCCUCGCCCUCCCAUCGCGCGGCCAAUCAGAAUUACUCGCCGGGCCCGGCCACGCCCACUCACACCAGGGCCGUGGGGAAUCUCAAUUACUCCCCCGGUCCGGCCACGCCCACUCACAGGGCCGCAGCCAAUCAGAAUUACUCCCCGGGUCCGGCCACGCCCACUCACAGAGCUUCAGCCAAUCACUGUUCUCCAACAGCUGUUCUGAACACCCUACAGAGAUAA
This is a messenger RNA of Gadus chalcogrammus (walleye pollock), 4614 nucleotides long. It is a transcript of the gene mtus2a, whose product is annotated as microtubule associated tumor suppressor candidate 2a. Gene Ontology annotation, cellular component: cytoplasm; nucleus. The record is from RefSeq and is a predicted model, not a curated record. NCBI's taxonomy places the organism in Eukaryota, Metazoa, Chordata, Actinopteri, Gadiformes, Gadidae. Bases 1 to 4614 code for a protein of 1537 amino acids. Gene Ontology annotation, molecular function: microtubule binding. The transcript is spliced from 15 exons.